Messenger RNA from Manduca sexta (tobacco hornworm), 2367 nucleotides. RefSeq names its product alpha-tocopherol transfer protein-like. Gene Ontology annotation, molecular function: phosphatidylinositol bisphosphate binding. NCBI's taxonomy places the organism in Eukaryota, Metazoa, Arthropoda, Insecta, Lepidoptera, Sphingidae. The record is from RefSeq and is a predicted model, not a curated record. The transcript has 6 exons. Bases 540 to 1457 code for a protein of 305 amino acids. Gene Ontology annotation, cellular component: membrane.
UAACUAUACAGAAUUAUCUAAGUAAUUGUGUUGCAGUAAACAAUAAAUGCAAUUGUGUGAUAGUUGAAAAAUAUAAGUUAAAAUGGCUGCUAAUAUAAGUUGAGAUCAGGGAACAGUCAAUGGAGAAGUGAGAUAGGAAACAGAACACCGUGGUAGUGGUCGAAACUGUUAACAUGCGCAAACAUCCAACAGCCCAUUGAAGUAUUGGCGCAUAUCACACCGACAAAUGGUUGAAAACGGACUAGACUCGUAUAGAUUUAUAAAUCGGUUCAACUUAAUUGCGACCCGACAAUUACAAAACCAAUGUAUACGAAUUAUUCAUCGAAACUAUGUCGGAUAAUAGAGAAAAUGCGGGCUGCGAGUGAAGGGACGUUGCUUGGUUGUCUGAUGCCCCACUCAACAGCGUUCAGUACAACCAUUGGCCUUUGUUGUGAUAUGCGUUUAUUCGAGCGCGCUUCAUAGCAUAAUCUGAUGUGUUAAAAAUAAAAGAAAAGUGAUAAAAAUUAAACUGUGAUACAAAGUGCAUUUAGUUCGAUAAAAUGGAAUUGCAGCUUAACGAAGAUGGCAAACCUUAUGUGAUGUGGGGAGACAAUAAAAUAAUACUGGAAAUAGAACCGGUUACUGACAAAAAAGUGUUAGAAAAGGCGGAAAAUGAACUGAGAGAAACACCAGAAAUUGUGAAGCAGUCUUUAGAUGAAUUAAGACAACUAUUGAAAGAAGAUAAGUCGCUGUUCGUACCGGUUGAGAAAGAUGAAUUCCUUUUGAAAUUUUUACGACCGUGCAAGUUUUACCCAGAAAGCGCACUCAAAAAGAUACAAGCAUACUACAAAUUUCGCCAGACGCAUAGUAAUUAUUGCCAUGAUUUAUUGCCUUCUGCUGUGAGAACUCCGUUUGACCACUCCAUCGUAUCGAUACUCUCGCCUAGAGAUCAACAUGGACGGCGGAUCAUGGUUGUCGAGUCCGGAGAAAGAUGGAAUCCUCGUUUGGUGCCUUUAAAAGAUACUUUCCGUGGUUUACAACUGGGGUUGGAGGCUGCUAUGGCUGAGGAGCAGACUCAAGUUUGCGGAGUUGUUGCCAUUAUGGAUAUGAAAGGUCUUUCGUUUACCCACGUCAUGCAAUUCACGCCUUCAUACGCUAAAAUGAUGGUGGAAUGGAUUCAGGAAUGCGUUCCAGUCCGCCUUAAAGCAGUACACAUAAUCAACCAGCCAUACAUAUUUAACAUGUUGUUUGCUUUAUUCAAACCUUUUAUGCGUGAGAAACUCCGAGCUCGCAUUUAUCUCCAUGGCUCUGAUAUGAGAUCUCUCCGAGCGCAUAUAGAUGCAAAAGCUUUACGGAAAAGGCAUGGCGGUUUGUUGCCUGAACCAGAAAUUCCGGGAGAAGUAUUGUGGGGGAUGCUUCAUCAUUAUGAGGAUGAUUUCAAAGUUGCAAAUUCGUACGGGUACAUUUCAAAAAAAUAAGAAUUCAUGAAAAAUACAUGAAGAGCAGUAAUCUGUAAUCAGUGGAAUUUUAAAAUAACUAUUGUACUUAGUUUAUUAUGAGUUGAGUAAAUUUGUACAUUUAUCGGAUUACGUUCUUUGUAUUACAAUUGUUUUAGUAUAAAUAAGGUUAAAAUGUGAUAAUAUUAACGUUUGUGUGAUUACAUAUUAACAUUCCAUACAAGAUGGCCGUUCAUCUGGCGUAAUAAUAACGGCAUAAACGUUUCCAAUUUUAAUCUGCGAUCCGAUUCCGAGAAUUGAAACCAAUCAAACUAAGGUAUUUGUAAGCAUGUCAAAAAUACUUUGUUCUGAUUGGUCCAUUUUCGAAAAGAGAUUUUGGAUUAGAAUUUUGGAUCGAAAAAAGCGAUUGGGAUCGUUUAUUGAACACGACGGUUAGUAAUGGCUAGUUUUGAUUGAGAUAUCAUAGCGGUAGUAAAGUUGAAAACGGGAAGGAAUAAAAAUAUAAUUAUUUUUAGUUAUGGAAAUAAAUUUAAAAUAAUAUAAUUUGUAUUGUUUUCAUUAACUCAUAUAAAAAAUAAGGAUAAAAUUAUUUAGUUAAGUUUUUCGUCUCUUAUUAUGUAAAUAUAAACAUUUACUUAGUAUAUUGUCGAUACGAAUAAAGGUAACUUCAUGAAUCCUAUUUUCGAAACAAUGAAUGCAGGCAUAUAUAAUAUAUAUGAAAUAGGUACUAACAUAUGAAAUGGACUGAGUAAAGUGUAGGCUUGUAAUUGAAAAAAAAAUAUCUCAAAUAAAGUAUGUUCUUACUUAAUACUCUCUAAUAAUAUCUGCUUUUUACUGUUUUUUAAUGUAAGGGGUAAAAUAAAAGAAAUAUUUUGUACAAACUUUUUAAUAUAUUAUAUGGAACAGAUGACUAAAUAAAAUUAUUUGAACC